Acanthosepion pharaonis is the source of this 2223-nucleotide messenger RNA. Lineage: Eukaryota; Metazoa; Mollusca; Cephalopoda; Sepiida; Sepiidae. The record is from the annotation of a GenBank genome assembly.
AUGGUGUCGGCAAGAUCAACCGACGAAGAAGAAGAAGACUUUGAGGAGGUAGAGGAAGAAGAAGAAGAUGAUGAUGAUUACGGAUGCGACCCAGCCUGUGAGAGAAACUGUCUUAAGCUCAAAUGUCAGGCAGGUACUGUCCGGGAUUCUUGUGGUUGUUGCACGUGCGCCCAAAUGGAAGGUGAGUAUUGUAAUUUCAGAUCGAGAGACAAGCGAAGAGGUCGCAGAGACGUAGUGAACCUAAAAAAAAGUCGACUUCUGUCCUCGUUUUUCUCACUAACACCUCCAUAUACCUUUGUUGCCCCAACCACUUCGUUUACUAACCCUGCUUUUGUUGAGGAUGUUAAUGCCGCUUCUUCUUCGCCUACGAUCGCCGAUUUCUAUGCUUCGACAGUAGGUGUAGAUAGUUUUGCUAUUAAGAACCAGGACAGAAAGAAGAACAAACAAAAAACAGCCCCAAACCUGCCGACAAAACACACGGGGGGAAUAUAUAGUAGAGAUUCGAACCAUUACUUGGGUAGGAAAAAAAAUUCUUUCGACGAUAAAACUGUUUAUGGAACUUGUGGGGAUUAUCUUGAAUGCAAGCCUUUAUUCACCCUACCUGAUGGUGGGGAAGAAGGAAACGAAAACGACGAAUCAUUUAGUGUUGUUGAAAAUCCGAAAUUAAAGCCAUUUUAUCAGGAGGCUAAAAAAACUACAACAAAGGGGAAAACAGCUCAAUUAAUCGAAGAAUGGAAGAAGAAGAAAGGCUUUAAUUUCGAUGCUAAUUGGGAUCGCGAUGGUGGCGGGUCAGAAUUUAAUAAAAAUAAAUUGCAACAGUCGAACAACUAUGGAAAUUCAGACGAUGACAAGAGUUCCUUACGUCAGGAGGUUGAUAUUAAUUUUGAUGACUAUUUUUUCAGUCUUUUUUCUUCUCCUUCAUCGCCUUUUCUCCCGUCGUCUUCCCCAACGAAUAAGAUCGAUAAUUUCCCACGGUCACCCGUUGUGGGUACCUGUGUAUGUCGGUAUGCAGUAACCGUGUGUGCGAGCAAUGGGCAAACCCAGCAGCUGGCUGCCUCUUCUCUUCCUUACAUAUCACUAUUAUAUUUUCUUUGUUUUUUUUUUUUUUUCUUUCUUUUCAUCCCCCAACUCUUAUCUAACCAUAUUAUUUCUCUUUUUCCUCUUUUCCAUUCUUCAUUGUGUUCUUCUCCCCUUCUGUAUUGGACGAGGUGUAGGGAGGUGGCUGUUUCAGUUUCUUCAGUAUUUUUUUUUCUCUCAUUUUGUCUUUACUCACUCUCUCUAUUCUCUCUCUCUCUCUCUCUCUCUUUACUCACACUCUCUCGGUCUUUACUCAUGCUCUCUCACUCUCUACACUCUCUCUCUCCUGCUCUGUUUUUACUCUUUCUCUCAAUGCUGUCACAUUUCUUUCACCCUCUGCAUUUUUCACCCUUUCCACUUUACCUAAACAAUCUCCCUCAUUGUUUGCUUAAAAUCUGUUCCCUCUCACUCUUGCUCUCCCUUCCCUUUAUUAACUAUCUACUGCACCUACCAUCCUCUCUCUUUUUUUGGUUUUUAUCUCUCUCUCUCCCUUUCCCCCCUCUCUCCCUUUCCCCCUCUCUCUCCCUUCCCCCCUCUCUCCCCUUUCCCCCUCUCUCUCCUUUCCCCCUCUCUCUCCCUUUCCCCCUCUCUCUCCCUUUCCCCUCUCUCCUUUCCCCCUCUCUCCCUUUCCCCUCUCUCUCCUUUCCCCCUCUCUCUUCCCCCUCUCUUCCCCGUCCCCCCUCUCUACAUUUAUCUUUCACAUUUACUGCUCUCUCUCAUUCUGUUUCUCUCUUUCUUUUUCUUCCAUAUCUACCUAUUAUUUUUUAUUUAAUUUAUUUUAUACAACAUUUUUAUGUUAUUUUGUUUUAUUCAAUUUAUAAUUUUCAUUAUUUUAUUUUUAUUUAUUAUUAUUAUUAUUAUAUUCUCCUUUCCUUCUCUUCUUUCCUUUUUCUCCUCUUCUUCUUUCCUUUUUCUCCUCUUCUUCUUUCCUUUUUCUCCUCUUCUUCUUUCCUUUUCUUUUUUCCUUUUUCCUCUCUUUUUUCCUUUUUCCUCUCUUUUUUUCCUUUUUCCUCUCUUUUUUUCCUUUUUCCUCUCUUUUUUUCCUUUUUUUUUUUUUUCCUCUCUUUUUUUCCUUUUUCCUCUCUUUUUUUCCUUUUUCCUCUCUUUUUUUCCUUUUUCCUCUCCUUCUACUACUACUACUACUAG